Gloeophyllum trabeum ATCC 11539 is the source of this 1296-nucleotide messenger RNA. Its product is annotated as chitin deacetylase-like manno protein MP98. Gene Ontology annotation, biological process: carbohydrate metabolic process. Gene Ontology annotation, cellular component: membrane. Lineage: Eukaryota; Fungi; Basidiomycota; Agaricomycetes; Gloeophyllales; Gloeophyllaceae. Gene Ontology annotation, molecular function: chitin deacetylase activity. The transcript has 12 exons. The coding region runs from base 1 to 1296 and encodes 431 amino acids. The record is from RefSeq and is a predicted model, not a curated record.
AUGGCAUUAAAGCUCGCCGCGGUUUCGUUGACCCUCGCCGCGUUCGCGAACGCGCAAUCAUGGCAGGACAAGGCGCAGAGCGUCGACCCAACGACGGAAUGCCAGGUCUACUCAUACCCACCCGUACAAGCUAUGAUCAAGAACUAUCCUACAAUUUGGCAAAUCGCCAACCUUCAGACGGCGGACAACGACGCCAUUGCGUUGUUUAACACCCUCAACUCAACGAUACCCCAAAUCAACCCCAAGGGCACUCCGAUGGGCGACUUUUCCAACGUCACUCCCACAUACCCGGCAGCGGAUCCCGACUGCUGGUGGUCGUACCAUCAAUGCACGACACCAAAGAUUCAGGGGAUCAAUCCUGACGUCACGCGUUGCCCUACGCCCAACACCUGGGGUCUCACUGUCGACGACGGACCCAACUGCUCGCACAACGCGUACUACGACUACUUGCAAUCGCAGAACCAGAAGGCGACACUCUUCUACAUUGGCUCCAACGUCCUGGACUGGCCUCUUGAGGCGCAGCGGGGCCUCGCCGACGGGCACGAGAUCUGCGCGCAUACAUGGUCACAUCGGUACAUGACGGCCCUGACCAAUGAGGAGGCUUUUGCUGAGCUCUACUUCUCGAAAAAGGCCAUCAAGGACGUGAUCGGUGUAACGCCCCAGUGCUGGCGUCCGCCCUUCGGCGAUGUCGACGAUCGCAUUCGGUACAUCGCCCAGGCGCUGGGCAUGCAGACCGUCAUCUGGGUCGAGGACACGUUCGACUAUGAGUACCCGACGCUGCCGCAGACAACCAUCGACCAGAACUACCAGAAUAUCAUCAACAAGGCGAAGAAUGGUACUUACGAUACGGAAGGUAUCUUGGUGUUGAGCCACGAGCUGCAAAACUUCACGAUGUCGGAGAACAUGAAGUGGUUCCCGCAGAUCCAGCAGGCGUUCAAGUGGAUCACGCCGCUCGCCGUGUGCAACAACAACACCAAGCCGUACAUCGAACAGGACUACACCUACCCCAAUUUUGAGCAAUGGAUGUCUGGUGUCCGGAAUGGCUCGCUCUUGGCUCCUACUGCGUCCCCGAACGCACCGAUCUCGUUACCCUUCAGUUCGGGUCACGCCGGAUCCGUGUCGACUUCAAUCCCGUACGGCUCGCCCACAGCGACGGCCGGUGUGACCGGCACCGGCGGCGCCCAGUCGUCAAAUAAGUCCGCCGCGUCCCCGAUGAUGGCCAUCCCUGCAUCGUCCGUCGCUGUGCUCUUGACGACGCUAUUGGGCAUCGUGUCCGGCGCGACGUUGUUGCUAUGA